AUAUUCCACUCUUGUAGUUAAUAACUAUUUCACCUCCAGUUCUAGAGUUUGAUGUGUGUAUUCUGGAGUCGUAGAAAUCAACUGAUAUCAUGAAAAGAGGUCGGAAGAAUCUGAAGAGAGCAUCCAAAGAAGAAAUUCCAACCCUGCUCAAAGACCAAAGCAUAAUGCAAGUUGUAUCUCUUCGUGGUUCAAAUCUUAUUGAGGUAAUGGAUGCAGAAGGGCAGAAAUCACUGGCGUUAUUUCCAGCUAAAUUUCAAAAGAGUAUGUGGAUUAGACGAGGAAGCUUUGUUGUGGUGGAUGAAAGUGGGAAGGAGAAGGCCCUUGAAUCGGGCAGCAAGGUGGCAUGCCUGGUUUCGCAAGUGCUCUUUUAUGAGCAAAUUCAUGCGCUUCAGAAAUCUACAGAGUGGCCAGAAAUUUUCAGAACAGCAGUCACGAAUGAUUCAAGUUGCAAUAUAGAACCACCCACCUCCAAGGAGGAAUUGAAUUCAAGUGACAGUGAUGGUCUUGCCCCACUGGAGGGUAAUCUGAACAGAACCAGACCCAUUGAGUUGUAUUCAGAUUCAGAGUCGAAUUCAGAUGCAGAUUCUUAAACCAUAUGAUGGAUCUCCGAAGCCUCGACCACUUCUCAUGGAAAUUAAAAUCAUUUUUAGUGGAAAUUGGAAGGAGAGUCGGGUUAUUUAUAUCAGAUGGAUCUUCAUGUUUUAAGGCAGAAGGAUUUUCUUAGUUUUAGAUAAAGAAGUAUCCUAACAUUUUAGGUGCCAUGAAUAUUUU
Telopea speciosissima is the source of this 771-nucleotide messenger RNA. Its product is annotated as probable RNA-binding protein EIF1AD. NCBI's taxonomy places the organism in Eukaryota, Viridiplantae, Streptophyta, Magnoliopsida, Proteales, Proteaceae. Bases 90 to 590 code for a protein of 166 amino acids. Gene Ontology annotation, molecular function: RNA binding; translation initiation factor activity. The record is from RefSeq and is a predicted model, not a curated record. The transcript is spliced from 4 exons. Gene Ontology annotation, cellular component: nucleus. Gene Ontology annotation, biological process: translational initiation.